Messenger RNA from Cercospora beticola, 1512 nucleotides. RefSeq names its product serine hydrolase domain-containing protein. NCBI's taxonomy places the organism in Eukaryota, Fungi, Ascomycota, Dothideomycetes, Mycosphaerellales, Mycosphaerellaceae. The record is from RefSeq and is a predicted model, not a curated record.
UCCGGCUCCUAGUAGCGAUCUCUGAAAUAUAGUACAACAGGUGUUGCAACCUUUGUGCUACCAUUUCCGAUCAUACAAAUAAGCACCGAAGCUUCAAAACAACGUCAUUAGCACAAGAUGGUCAAUCAAAAAGCUCAAGAUGCUGUGCAACAGUCCCUUGAUUCGGUCACGGGCAACAAAGACACCGGCGUCGCAGGCCUCGUCUUUGUAGCCAUUGACAAAAAUGGACAGCAAAUCUGCGCCAAUGCCUCUGGAAAGAAGGGAGUAGGCGAGAAUCGAGCUCCAAUGGAUUUGGACACUGUUUUCUGGAUUGCCAGUUGCACGAAAAUCCUUGCGACAAUGGCUUGCAUGCAAGCUGUUGAACAAGGCAUUCUGAACCUCGAUGACUCGGCUCAAGUCUAUAAGCUCUGUCCUGAGUUGGAGAAAGUUCAGGUUUUGAGAGAGGAUGGUACUUUGGAGCCCAAGAAGAGUGAUAUUACUUUGAGGAAUCUGUUGAGCCAUACUUCUGGUUUUGCUUAUGAAUUCUUCAACCCCAAACUCCGCGACUACGGCCGCCCAACCGGCUUCGACGUCUUCCACGCCGACAUCCGCGACAUCCUCAAAAUGCCUCUCGUCCACCACCCUGGCGAGAACUGGGAAUACGGAAUCGGAAUCGACUGGGCCGGAAUCGUCCUCGAACGCGCCAGCGGCGUCAAACUCAAUGAUUGGAUCCAAAAGAAUAUCAUGCAACCACUCAACCUCGAUGCGAUCAAUAUAUUCCCCACAGCUGAUAUGAAGAAGAAUUUGGCGUAUAUGCAUCAACGCUGGCCUGGAAGCUCGGCUUCGGAGGAGAGAGAUCAUAUGUAUCGUGAGCCGAUUAUUGCGGAGACGGAUGAGCAGAAGAAGAAUGUGUUCCACUCCGGUGGAGCGGGAUGUUUUGCGAAGCCGGUGCAGUAUGUGCAGGUUCUGUCAGUUUUGUUGAACGAUGGGAAGAGUCCGAUUACAGGGGCUCAGAUUUUGAAGAAGGAAACUGUGGAUGAGAUGUUCAAGAAUCAAGUCGAACAAUUCCCCGACUUCGCUCGUCAGGGCAUCCCAGCUGCCAAACCCGAGCAGACGAAUCCUGCUCCUGAGCUCUAUCCGCAAGAAGGCAACCCGCCGCAAGGUUGGGGAUUGUCUUUUAUGCUUACGCAGGAACCUGGUGCCACUGGAAGAGGUAGGAAUACGGCUUGGUGGGCGGGUAUUGCAAACUUGUUCUGGUGGGCCGACCGAGAGAAGGGUGUUGCUGGUAUGAUAGCAUCCCAAGUCAUGCCUUUUGGAGAUAUGAAUGUGAUGGGUCAGUGGGGCGCUUGCGAAGCUGCUGUUUAUCAAGCUACUGGCGCAUAGGGCCUCCGAUUCAGCAGGAAGAAAGAUGUUGUGAGUUUGAAGACUAUGAGGGAGUGAACCAGCUAGUGUGGCAUAAGUCAAGGACAACUAUCAGUCACGACUUAUGGCCACUUGAUGAGAUGUGUAUAGUUGUAGCAACUUCAUUGCGAG